This is a messenger RNA of Eptesicus fuscus (big brown bat), 999 nucleotides long. It is a transcript of the gene MRPS7, whose product is annotated as mitochondrial ribosomal protein S7. Gene Ontology annotation, cellular component: ribosome. Gene Ontology annotation, molecular function: structural constituent of ribosome; mRNA binding; rRNA binding. The record is from RefSeq and is a predicted model, not a curated record. The transcript has 5 exons. The coding region runs from base 194 to 922 and encodes 242 amino acids. NCBI's taxonomy places the organism in Eukaryota, Metazoa, Chordata, Mammalia, Chiroptera, Vespertilionidae. Gene Ontology annotation, biological process: translation; ribosomal small subunit assembly.
CUGAGACGGGGAACGGGAGGGCGAGUGUUUCCUUUGGGUUCUUGCCUUUGGACCUCGGGAUUAGAGACUCUUAACGCCCUGAUUGAUGGGGUGAUGCGCAGAUUGAGGACCCCGCGGAGCCUUUUCCUCGUCUUCCGUCAGUCGCUCAGGCACGCCGCGGGCAGUUCUUGUGGGGUCCUCGAGGCAAACCAAGAUGGCGGCCCCCUUGGUGAAGGCCUUGCUCGGGUGCUCGGACCUCACGCUGAGCGUCCGGAGUGCUGUCCUGCGGUUCCCAGGGUUCACCCAGGUGCGGUGGAGCCGCUAUAGCUCAGAAUUCAGGGAUCCCCUGAUUGACAAGGAAUACUACCGCAAGCCCUUGGCAGAGCUGACGGAGGAGGAGAAGUUUGAGCGGGAGCUCAAGAAGACUCAGCCCAUCAAAGCUGCCCCGUCGGCGAACACAAGCUCCGUGUUUGAAGACCCAGUGAUCAGUAAAUUCAUCAACAUGAUGAUGAAAGGAGGAAACAAGGUCCUGGCAAGAUCCCUCAUGACACAGACUCUGGAGGCUGUGAAAAGGAAGCAGUUUGAGAAGUUCCAUGCUGCUUCUUCAGAGGAACAGGCAACCAUUGAACGCAACCCCUACACCAUCUUCCACCAGGCCCUGAAGAACUGCGAGCCUGUGAUCGGGCUGGCGCCCAUCCUCAAGGGUGGCCGCUUCUAUCAGGUCCCUGUGCCACUAAGCGACCGGCGCCGACGCUUCCUGGCCAUGAAGUGGAUGAUCACCGAGUGCCGGGAGAAGAAGCACCGGCGGACGCUGAUGCCAGAGAAGCUGUCGCAGGAGCUGCUGGAGGCUUUUCACAACCAGGGCCCUGUGGUCAAGAGGAAGCACGACAUGCACAAGAUGGCUGAGGCCAACCGUGCCCUGGCCCACUACCGCUGGUGGUAGGAGCGGUAGGGCUCCGGGAGCCGCCCAGGGCUCUCUGCUGCAAGAAACAAUGUGAGCUGCUGCUAUGUUGGAAAAUA